AGUAAAAAGCAUAGCCUGCGUAUUUCUCUCUACUUUAGUAAAAUGGCGGAGCUCAAGGAAGGAGACGCCGAACAACUACACCAGGAGGACGUCGAUAUAAAAGGUGGUGGAGUCUCAGACACACUGGUCCCAGAAGAGAGACAGCCUGCUGAGGAUGAUGCAUCUUCAGCCAGUAGUACUGUGGGGAAGACUGAGACACUGGCAGGGGACAAUGAUGCCAAACCAUCAACCACAACCAGCGAUAGACACAUCUCUAUCCAGACCAAACUAGAGGGCCUGGAGGUGCUGACCGACCUAAACGGAGCUGGGAGGAAGGCGUGUCCACUAUGCCCUGAGGAGAAGUUUAAGGCCUGCUACAGCCACAAGCUACGACGCCACCUCCAGAACCUCCACUGGAAGGUCUAUGUGGAGUUUGAAGGUCAGAAGAUGUGCAUCUGUCACCUGCCCUGCAGACAGCUGAGGCCCAUCCCCAGCCCCAAUGGAGAACAGGUUCCAGGCAGGCUGGUGGCACAUUACCACUGUGUAGUGUGUUCAGUCACCAUCGCCCGCAAGACGGACAUGAUCAGUCACCUGAAACGCCACGUCAACAAGGGAGAGACUGAGGCCAGCUACUCAGGCAGCUCUGAUGUGCCCUUUGAGGAGCCAGCUCCGUCUGGACAGGCCUAUGAGAUAAUGAAAGAGCUGGGGACCAAUGUUCAGCUCAUGCCCAACCAUACGACCCCACAGAAGACUGACACUUACUUCAACCGCAAGAUGAAGACCAACAGGCAGCUAGUAUUCUGUUCCCUGGCGGUCCUGGCUGAGGAGAGGAACCCGUUGGAGAGUCUGGAUGCGUUUGGGGCCACAGGCAUUAUGGGACUCCAGUGGGCCAAGCACCUGCGGAACGCCGUCAAGGUGACCAUAACCGACAUCAAUGAGGUGUGUGUCAAGAUGAUCCGCGAGAACUGCAACCUCAACCACAUCCGGGUGGAGGGGUCGCGGGGGUCAUCCCGGGUCCCUGACGGGGGGGCGGGGGACGUGGACGGGGUGCCCAUCGCUACCGUGGAGGUCGCCAAGAUGGAUGCCAACGUUAUCAUGCACCUGAGGUCUUUUGACUACAUACACCUUGACCCGUUCGGCACGGCGGUCAAUUAUCUGGACUCUGCUUUCCGGAACAUCCGGAACCUGGGCAUCAUCUCUGUGACGUCCACGGACACGGGAUCCCUCUACUCCAAGUCUCUGAACGUCACGAUGCGCCACUAUGGCUCGAAUAUAGUCCGCACAGAGUACUACAAGGAGCUGGCUGCACGCAUGGUGCUGGCCACUGUAGCCAGGGCGGCGGCACGCUGUAAUAAGGGCAUAGAAGUGCUGCUGGCGGUGGCUGUGGAACACUUUGUCCUGGUGGUCGUCAGAGUCCUCAGGGGUCCCACCCAGGCCGACGAGUCAGCCAAGAGGAUCAGACAGCUCAUCCACUGCCAGUGGUGUGAGGAGAGGGUGUUCCUCAAACAGGGGAGCAUGGUGGAGGAAAACCUGUACAGACAACUGCCCUGCAACUGUCAUGGAAGCAUGCCUGGCAAGACAGCGGUGGAGCUGGGACCGCUAUGGUCUGGUCCUCUGUUUAACUCCGGGUUCCUGAGGAGGAUGUUGUUUGCAGCGGUGCAGCACAGUAUGGAGGAUAUUCAGCCUCUGGUCAAGACUCUGAUAUGUGAGUCAGAGUGCACAACCCUCAAGUCCUCUGUUCACGGGCCCACUGCACUCACCAACCAAGUGGAAUGUGGUGUAGUCAUCAAGGUACAGAAGGUGGAGGAGUCAGGCACCGCUGACCACUCAGGGAAGAGAAAGACAGGAGAUGAGCCAGGUAACGUGGUGAAGAAGCUGAAAUCAGAUGGGUCUCUGGAGCACCCAGCGUUCUACUACGGUAUUCACCGCCACAGCAUCAGAGGCAUGAACAUGCCCAAGUUGAAUAGGUUCCUGCAGUACUUGACGGAGGCAGGCUUCAGAGUGAGCCGCACCCACUUUGACCCAACAGGGGUGCGGACCGACGCCACGCUGGACCAGUUCAAGUCGGUGCUCACCAAAUACAGCGUGCCCACCUACACCAACACCACGGCAACACAAAACCCAGAGGAGACGGUACGGGCCAUGGAGUGACCCACCCUGGGGAGAAUCAAGGCCUCAUCACCUCCUCUCUCCCUCUCAGAGGUGACAUAUGUCUCAAAUGCCACCCUAUUCCCUAUAUAGUGCACUACUUUAGACCAGGGCCCAUAGUAGUACACUAUAGGUAAUAGGGUGGCAUUUUCUCUCUGUGCAGAGGGACACUGGUUGUAAAGAGUGGCUCACUCUGCACUGAUUUGUAUUUUCCUCUUGGUUUCAUUCAUCACUGGUACUUUGUAAAUGUUCUCUUAGAAGACACGAUGCUUCUAGAUUAAUAGAAUUCUGCUUUUCCAAUAGAGUUGAAAUAUUGGUUAAAUGCCGACAGAUAAUAGCCUCUAUUCUGCUCACUGACUCAUAUUUAUUAUACUUGUGAAUAAUUCCUUUACAAUUUUAUUUUCUGAGUUCAUCUUAAAGUUCACGGUGGCUGUUUUCAUCGUUCAAUUGUUUUUUUAUGUACAUUUUUACUCUGGGUAAAAGGUAAUAAAAUAUUGUUGCAAAGUCUGAAGCCCCACUG
Molecule: messenger RNA, 2647 nt
Organism: Salvelinus namaycush (lake trout)
Lineage: Eukaryota; Metazoa; Chordata; Actinopteri; Salmoniformes; Salmonidae
Gene: trmt1l
Product: tRNA methyltransferase 1-like
Exons: 15
Coding region: 43-2130 (695 amino acids)
Biological process (GO): tRNA N2-guanine methylation
Cellular component (GO): nucleus
Molecular function (GO): RNA binding
Source: RefSeq, a predicted model, not a curated record